Molecule: messenger RNA, 1008 nt
Organism: Drosophila bipectinata
Lineage: Eukaryota; Metazoa; Arthropoda; Insecta; Diptera; Drosophilidae
Product: transmembrane protein 65-like
Biological process (GO): mRNA splicing, via spliceosome
Cellular component (GO): mitochondrion
Source: RefSeq, a predicted model, not a curated record
AUGCGAAGACAAUGGCUCGGGGUACUGGGGCGUUUCCUAGGAGGUCCAGCUCCUCUGGGCUAUGUGGCCGGCGUUGAUAGAGGUGCCACUAGCUUCACCACCCGAUCUGAUAUGCGCCUGCGGCUUAGCUCCAGUGCCUUCACAUGCCGAAACUACUCCGAAGUCAGCACUCACCUCAGUUCGGAACGGGCCACGGAACUGCUGGGAAACCUGGACGAUGAGGAGCUGAAGAAUCUGCGUGGUGCCUUGGGAAAAUUGGACUCCGACAAGGAGAAGAAAAAUUUCGAAAGCCAGCUAGCCGUGGGCAGUUGGCGUACUCGAUUUGGACGACUCUCGAACAAGCCCACAUUGGGUCAGGUGGAUACUUCCGGGACCUUUUGUGCCAUCCCAGACGAUUGGCUGCGGAAAAAACUGUUGGAAACUGCACCCUCCCCUACAGUUGGACAAUUGUGCAGCAUAUUUUUUGUUAAUGCUGUACCCUUUGUUGCGUUCGGAUUCCUCGACAACUUCAUCAUGAUAAUGGCAGGAGAAUCCAUCGAAUUCUAUUUGGGCCACUUUGUUGUUUUGUCCACAAUGGCAGCCGCCGGUCUGGGCAACACCAUCAGUGAUGUGAUAGGAAUAAUGACCGCCACCUAUGUGGAGAGCGGAUGUGAAAUUUUAGGCCUGAAACCGCCUAAGCUAACGCCCGCCCAGUUCGAGCUGAAGUCCAGCAAAAGAUCCGCCAGUUAUGGUCGCGUGAUAGGCAUUACUGUCGGCUGCCUUUUGGGCAUGUGUCCGUUGUGGCUUUCGGACGACAAAAAGGAGGAGGUCACGGAGAGUACUGUGGCUGUGACUGAUUGAAGUGCCUUCGAGUAGUAUCAAGAUCAGGGUAUUGGUCUACAGGAAUAUGGAUAACGAAAAUUGAAAGCCUACAGGGACAAAAAAAUAGGGAAUAAUUCUAAAAUAAUGACGCGGAAAGGUACUUAGCUGAAUGCGUUUGGGCAAGUCGAUCUCGUGUGACUGCUUUAA